AUGGAUUUUGAGACCGAAGAACAGCGGGCUUACACUCCCCCAACGUUCACGAUCGACCUCUCACAGCCCAGAAGACCGCUACAAAGCUUUAGCCGAGGCGUAUAAGGAGCAGCUUGUUCGGUGAUCUUGGGCUUCCAGCUCGUUACCAUGGCCCUAUCAACCAUGCCGCCUGGCUUCUCCUCAGGGGCGUGUACUCGCCGGUUGAAAAUGCAGAGCUGCGGGAGAUUGCCAACAUGACCAGAGUACCCUUUCAUGCCAUUGUGGAUCUCCUGAUGGGUUGCACUUUUGGCGCUGUCAAGGCUCUACGGCCGGGAUAGCCCAAGAACAGAUCGAGAAUGCUAGACUUUCGAACAUUGGACUGGAAGAUGGAUUCUCUCAGGUCGAUCAUCGUGCAGCUUGAUUUUAUCCGAAGCAAACCUUCAGAUCCUUCCCCAGUUCUUGCUAGCAGCAUCACGUUCGUCAGUUUUGUCGGGUUCUUAACCUCUGUUCGUCCGAGGUUGAGCCUGUCUCUGAGUUUCCGGGGUGUCCAUAACGCCACAACCAGGCAAGAGCAUUUCAAAUUCUACUUCCAUCAUCUGCUUGUUUUACUAGGCUAUCGCCAGUCAGUAUCUAGAGGUUAUUUCAUCUCUGAGAAUGACGAUGAAAACGAGCCCAAGACGCUUGCAGAUAUUGCCGAAGAGUUGGUCUCACGGUGUCCGACAGCCGCUUACCUGACCUUUAGUGACGGCAUA
Messenger RNA from Capronia epimyces CBS 606.96, 731 nucleotides. RefSeq lists its product as uncharacterized. The record is from RefSeq and is a predicted model, not a curated record. NCBI's taxonomy places the organism in Eukaryota, Fungi, Ascomycota, Eurotiomycetes, Chaetothyriales, Herpotrichiellaceae. The transcript has a single exon. The annotation marks the transcript as partial.